GGCCGUCGUUGAAAAUAAGAGCUUGUUCUUAACUGACUUGCCUAGAUAAAUUAAGGUUAAGUUACAAAAAAAAGUGAGCAAUAAUCAGCACUCGAUUGUUUUUGUCUGGAUACAGUGGCGUUCAAAGGGUAAAGGUUAAAGUUUGUCUGUGAAAACACCGGAACACGUGUUGGUGUUAAAAUAGCCAGGCUUCGGAUAUGGCUGCCAUGUACUCUGGUAUUCACUUGAAGCUCAAAAACCCCAAGACACCCUGGGUGGACAAACUGAAGCUUGCCCGUUUUGCAUGGAUUUCAUCACAGUGCUUACUUCCUAACAAAGAACAGGUACUCUUUGAUUGGAUAAGUCAUGCAUUGACAGGCUUUUACAGUAAGAAAGUGGAGUUGCCACAGGUGGUGGUGGAAGGCUUGUGGAUCUACCUGGAUGAUAUUUUGCACAGCAAAAAGCUACAUAGUGUGUUGAGCCAAGGAAAAACCAUCAGCCUUCGUUUGGCAGUAGCGCAAGUUAUAAUUGAAAGGAUUCAGGAGUUUAGCUCAGGGACCUCCUCAGCGUCUGUCUCCACCGUGUUGAGCUGCUGUCAGGGCAUCCUUUCCUCCUCAGUCCUCUCUGUCACAUUCACCACUAAGUACGAGCUACUGGUGGAGCUGUUGGCCAAGCUGUGUACCCUGGGCUGCUCCAAGCUCAGUCAGCAGCAAGCCACAGACCCCCUGACACCCCAGGUGUUUGAGGUCCUCCUCCUUACCCUGAGUAGUUACCUCGCGGUCCAAAAGCAGCAGGCCAAUGCUAACCGCGUGUUUGCCCAAGUCACAACACACCUGCUCCAGCACCUCCUCCUGCUCAGACACCUAUUGACUUCCAGGACCUGGAUGGCCGAGGAUGACUCCCGUGUCCGCCAGCACCUGAGUAGGGACAUCCGUGGGAAAGUGGACACCAUCCUGCAGUCUGCUCUCUUCCUGCCAGACCACCUCCAGGCCUAUAAGGAGGAGCUCCUCUCAAAGGAGGAGCCAGGGAUGAAGAAGGGAGCAGCGGGGAAGAGCCUACUCUCCCCAGUCAACACGAUACUCUCAAAGAUUUGUGUACAAGGGUACUGUGACACUGAUCUCCAUUUUGCGGUCAGGUCGAGUUCCCUCCCACUGCUCUUCAAAUUCUCUCUGGAUGCCUACUGUAAAGGAGGAGAUAAUAAAGUACUCUGCUUUCACAUGUUAACACAGUUAAUCGCUGCCUUGGAUUUCACAAAUGAGGUGACUCUCAAAGACCUGUUUGAUGGUGAAAACUGGAGCUUAGCUCUGCUGGCUUUGGAGAACCUCUUGAAUUUAUGCUUGACGGCAGACAUUUACAAUGUGGUGGCUGACAGGAUAAAGUACGAGGAGGUUCAGUUGAUUUUCUACAGGAAGGUGGUGAGGCUGUUGUUCGACAAUGCCCAGCCCAGCAUAUCAGCAUGGUACCGCUGUCUAAAAGCCCUGCUCAGUCUCAACCACCUGAUCAUAGAGCCGGACCUGGACGAGCUGCUGUCGGCAGGAUGGAUUGAUUCCGACUGCACAGAGCCACGGGUUAGGAAGGCACGCGAGGCCCUCAUCUCCUCUGUUCUCCAGAUCUACGCCAAGCUGAGGCAGCUCCCCAAGCUCUUCGAGGAGCUCCUGGCUGUCAUCUGCCGCCCAGCAAUGGAUGAGCUCAGACAGCCUGUUCUCCCAGAGGCAGUGCAUAGGACGCUCAGCACAUGCCUUCUGGACAACCCUACCAGCCAGACUUUGGAAAUAUGCUGCCUCAUGUUAGAGAAUGUAACAAGCUAUGUACUCCCGGAUCUGGAAGGAAACAAAGACAUGUCCCUGAAGUUGUUCUCCUUGAGUGUGCUCUUGUACUCUGUGUUGUUCAGCCUGAAAACUUUGGACAACAGCACACCAGUUCCUGUUGUGAGGCAAACCCAGGCUCUAAUGGAGAAGAUGCUCCAGGUGGUGAAGCCAGUGCUGCAGCUGGCUGAAGGCCAGGCCCCAGACGUCCCUGGGUGUCAGAAAGUCCAAGAUGCAGGCCUUCUGCUAAAGUACACUUGGGUGGAGGUGGACACCCUCUUUCAGAUUCACUGUACGAAAUACACAUCUCCAACGGACCCAGCUAGCGUUAACAUACUAGACGACAUAGGUAUUCUCCUCUCUGGUGUGAUGGCGACAGGUGAAGAUCAGGCCUCUCCCAUCGGCCAGCACUGUAGCCCCAUGACUCACCUCCUGCAAAAACUGCUCACUCUCCAACAAAUGAAGAAAAUUAUCCUAAGCAAUGAGCUCUUGGCACAGACUAGAGCUUCAGAUGUCCUCCGCAGAGCAGCCCAGUACAUUGUGGGGAGAGGAGAUCCUCAACUCUGCCAGCAGAGUGACCAGCUAUGGGACCGUCAGGUCAGUAGUGUGGAUGCCAGCACGUACCCAGUGGCACAUUGGUACCUCAUUACCACAAACCUACCCAUGAUCUCGCCAUUCCUCACUGAGGACGAAUUGUGUCGUAUAGCUGAUGUUCUCCUCAGCUCCCUACUUCAGAAGACACCAGAUGACACCACUGAGAGGCUGUCUGUCUCUCUCAUUUCCAAAGAUCUGCUUGAGAGCCUUGUUCUUGUCGAGUUACCCACUAUUUACUCUGCUGUUGUCAGAUGUGUCACUCAAAGGAUUGUGGGGAUUCUCAGCGGCAUCCCAGACAUGGCCUCUGUCUGUCCUGCACUCAUGAAGUUGAGUGAAGUAAGCUGUUUGACAGCUGGAGACAAAGGAAGUGCAGUAACUCAGUCAGAUGGCGAUGUCAGUGAAUCCCAUUCUGCUUUGAAGAGACUGGAGUCCAUAGCCCAACACAUACUGAACUCUAGUACGACCGGAGCCUCUAUAACCCUAUCUCAAAGUCAAGCCGAUAACCUUUUAAGCUUACUUCAAGUCACCAAUGCUCUUAACCCAGAUGGAAUGUCCUCUGAAGACUUUUCAGGGCUCUUUUUACUCUUAUUCCUCAUGGUCACAGACACACAGCUACAUAAUGAUGUGAAGCCUGCCGUAACAAUACAUCUGCUGAACCAGCUCUUCAGUCUCAUGGGGUUGCUUCUGGCAGGGAAUAAUUCCCAUCAUGUUUUAAAGAUUGUGCAUGGGAGUAGCCUCUUGGAGGCAUCUUUGACAGCUCUCUUUUCACACAGCAAUAAGGGCCUCUUUCAAACCGUGGACAGCUCUGCUUGGCUGACUUUCCUAAAAACCGUCCAGGAUUUCAUCCAGUCCCUGAUCCUAUUGAUAAUCCACAGAAAGAGCAGUGUCCGCCUUAACCUGGAGAAAUUCACCACCUAUUUGGUCAAUAGCGAGGUUGCCGUUAUGGCUUUGUCUUCUCUCCCAGGAAACAUUGAAACAGGGGGCCUGUUCGCCAUACAGCUCCUGCUUGCGUCUAUGAACACACUGUGCCAGGCCAUGACAUCCAGCCUCAGGACAACCAAGCAGCUAGAUGAGACCCUGAGUCAAUUACUGGGGAAGACCACUGCUGUCAUGGGCCCUGCCAUCCAGGCCAGCCUGAGGGCUCAGACAGGCAGUCUACUAGGCCAGGCCUUCUCUGUGGAUGUGGUGACCGGGAUGGUGAGGAGCGAGCUGGCCUGUGCUUGCCACCAAGAUGAGCCUAGCGAGGGCAUCACACAAGAGAGUCUAAGCCACAUGGGCAUGUACAGGAGCUUCAGCCAGCAGAUUCUCAGAGAGCUGUGCCCAUCCCAGCGCCCCAUGGACUUCCUGGUCUCAUCGCUCCACUUCCUCUCAGCGUACUAUGCUGCUGCAGAGAUGACCAAAGCCCUUGGCCAGGAGGAGCUCUUUGUGGCAAUUCUGCAGACUGUCCACAAACUGCUUGCAGCCCCAUGGCUGUCAGUAUCAGAGGUGAGGUCCCUGGAGGAGCCAGUAAAGGAGCUUCUGGACCAGCUGCUGGUCAGGAGUACCCCAGAACAGUUCCACCUUCUCCUGCUGCUGCUCCGAGACGGACUGGAUACCUCCAAGUUCAGGAGCGGCUGUCAUAGGGAAGUCCUUUCAACAGUGACGAUAACGAAGCUGCUUGCCAGCGGCCUGCUUCCAGAAACCUGCUUAAAGGCAUUCUGGCUCAUUGCACCUCAGAUCAUAUCUGCCUUAGUAUUUCUAGUGAAGGAGGCUGGCAAGGAGCCAACACUGACUGCUGCUCUGACCGUGCCAGUGUUGGACACUCUGACAGCCAUGCUCCGUCAGGGGGAGUGGAUGCUCUCCAACCCCCACCACGUGACCAUGGUGCUGGGGGCCCUGCAGUUUGUCCCCCUUGAGCACCUGACGAUGGAAGUCUACCACGCUACCUUUGAGGCCAUUCACGAGGCUCUGUUUGCAGUCAUCCAGUGUCACCCGCAGGUGAUGCUGAAAGCGGCACCGUCCUUCCUCAACUGUUUCUACCGCCUGGUGGUCUCCAUCAUGCAUGAGGGGAGACAGAAGGUCGAGGCCGAGAGGGCCCCUGAAAUCGAUGCGGAGGUGCUUUUGAAGUGUGCUCGUCUGGUGGAACGCAUGUACUCCCACAUCGCCACCACAGCCGAGGGCUUCACCAUCCUCUCCUCCUUCAUGGUAGCACAGUACGUCAGCGAGCUACAGAAGGUUACUCUGCAACCAGACAUCAAGAGCCACCUGACAGAGGGAGUUUACAGGAUCCUGGACCUCUGUGUUGAGCAGGACGUUAAGUUUUUGAACACCACCCUCCAGAUGGGUGUCAGAGAGGUGUUCAACGAUCUCUAUGGCAGUUAUACUCAUUACCAUAAAACCCAGCGGCAAGGAGAGGAGAAAUACACAGCCUGACAUUCCCCUCUACCAUCUCUCUUUCCAGAAAUACUUUUUCUUUAUAACAGCCAAGUUUUUUUUUCUUAAACAACUGUUUAAACAUGUAAAUUGUAUUUUUUAUGUUUGUGUGUUGGUUUAGUAGUGGGACAACAAAGGUAAUUGACAACAAAUGAUGUCUCAAGUGUGUUUUAUUUUAAUACCUUGUUUGGUCUUUCUUGUAUUGAUGGCUAAUACUGUAACUUUAGACUAUCCAAUUGUCAAGAUUUGAUUUACAGUGCCUUCAGAGAGUAUUCAUACACCAUGACUUAUUAAAAAUUGUUAAAGCCUGAA
This is a messenger RNA of Oncorhynchus gorbuscha (pink salmon), 5102 nucleotides long. It is a transcript of the gene urb2, whose product is annotated as URB2 ribosome biogenesis homolog. Lineage: Eukaryota; Metazoa; Chordata; Actinopteri; Salmoniformes; Salmonidae. The record is from RefSeq and is a predicted model, not a curated record. The coding region runs from base 198 to 4790 and encodes 1530 amino acids. The transcript has 10 exons. Gene Ontology annotation, cellular component: nucleolus. Gene Ontology annotation, biological process: ribosome biogenesis.